AUGCUGGGAUGCGUGUCCCGCUUGCGUCGGCUGGUCCGUCUCAUCCGCCACCUCCCCCUCCAGACCUCCCUGCUCCUCCUCUUCCUCUUCUGCACCGUCAGCGUCUUCGUCUCCGCCUACUUCCUGUACGGCGUCAAACAGGAGCUCGAGCCCUCAGGAGAGGGCGUGGCCGGCGUCGAGGGGGCGUCGGCCAUCUACGAUGACCUGCGGGCGAGCCCGUCACGGCUACUCACGGUGCGGGCGGUGUCGGGGGGGCCUGCUGGUGGGGCAGAGGAGGGGCGAGGACAAACCCCUGUGGUGCUGGUGUUUGUAGAGAGCCAGUACUCUCAGCUGGGCCAGGAGAUAGUCGCCAUCCUGGAGUCUGGACGUUUCCACUACCGGACAGAGAUCUCUCCGGGUAAAGGGGACAUGCCCACAUUAACGGAUAAAGAGCGCGGGCGCUUCUUGCUAGUCAUCUAUGAGAACAUCCUGAAAUAUGUAAACCUGGAUGCCUGGAACCGAGAGCUGCUGGACAAGUACUGUGUGGAGUAUGGAGUGGGCAUCAUCGGCUUCUUUAAGGUUAGAAACACCCUACUGGCUGUCUUUCACUCUAUCUCCACCUCUCCAGCUGUCCAUCUCUCUUUAUCUAUCUGUCUUCCCUAAGGAAAUAGAUCUCACUGUACUGGAGAGAAUGUGAAAGAGCAGAGGUGGAGUGAGGAGUGGUACAUGUAGGUAGGCAGGUAAGUGGGGUUGGGGAUCAGCCUAUCGGGGAGAGAGCGAGAGUUCAUCUCAAUGAAAUCUCAUCUGAAGAGAUAGUCAGCUCCAUCAUCAAUGUUGAACAGGAAUGUGUGUUAAUACCUCAGCGGGCAUUGAGAUAAAUAUUUUAUUUUGUGUGGGCACAUCCUCAGUGUGUGUGGGUGAGUGUUAACUUAAUAACAUUGUGUUUUCUCAGACGCCCACAUGAGGGAGGGAGGGAGGGAGGGAGGGAGGGGGGAGAGCGAGAGCUAACAAGAUUCUAUGCCACAUGAUUGGAGGUUUUGCCUAUUAAAUGCAAUACAACACAUUUCCAACUGCAACGUUAUGAAUAGAAUUGACUGGAAUGGAAUUGAAGUUGUAACGCUUUCCCCUCUUGAUGUUGUCAUUGAUUUCCCUCCUGUAGGCCAAUGAGAACAGCCUGCUGAGUGCCCAGCUCAAAGGAUUCCCCCUCUUCCUCCACUCCAACCUGGGCCUGAAGGACUGCACUGUCAAUCCCAAAUCCCCCCUCCUCUUCAUCACGCGCUCCGGCCAGCCCCUCCCCGGCCCACUGCCCGGGGACGACUGGACCGUCUUCCAGUCCAACCACUCCACCUACGAGCCCGUGCUCCUGGCCAAGACCCAGUCCGCCGAGAGUGUCCCCUCGCUGGGUACGACGGCCACGCUGCUCCCCUCCGUUGUGCAGGACCUGGGGCUCCACGACGGCAUCCAGAGGGUUCUGUUUGGGAACAACCUCAACUUCUGGCUGCACAAGCUGGUGUUUGUGGACGCCGUGGGCUUCCUGUCGGGGAAGAGGCUGUCUCUCUCCCUGGAGCGACACCUACUGGUCGAUAUAGAUGACAUCUUUGUGGGGAAGGAGGGGACCAGGAUGAAGGUGAAGGAUGUCAAGGUGAUACAUACUUGGAAAAUAGAAAAUGUCAAUUUCCAAUGUUUCGGACUUCGAGACCUUGUAAUUAUGUUACAUAAUAUGUUUUUAAUGAAGCAUUAUUCACUAGACAGUUGGGUUGGUACAGCACACGAAAGGCAUCUUGCCAUUCCUAGUAUUAUAUUGAACUUCACAUUUUUUAACCUCUCAGUAUGCUGACUCAGAUGACAGAUAAUUGGUUAAAAUAAAUGGAUAAUAGGAUGAUAGAUGUAAUUGUGUUGUUAGAUUUCAGUGCAGCCUUUGAUAUUAUUGAUCAUAAAUUGUUAUUGAAGAAACUCACUUGCUAUGGCUUUACAUCACCUACCAUCACAUGGUUGGAGAGUUAUUUAUCCAAUAGAACCCAGAGAGUGUUCUUCAAUGGAAGCUUUUCUCACAUCAGAUACAGUGCGGUGUCCCUCAAGGCAGUUGCGUGGGCCGUUACUCUUCUCAAUUUGUACAAAUGAUUUGCCACAGGUCUUACAUAAAGCUAGAAUGACUAUGUAUGCUGAUGAUUCCACACUCUACAUGUCAGCACCCAAAGCCAGUGAGCUCACUGAAAUGUUAAAUAAGGAGUUACAGUCAGUAUCAGAAUGGCUGAUCAAUAAUAAACUGGUCUUAAAUACACCUAAAACUAAAAGCAUUGUAUUUGGUUCAAAACAUUCUCUAAGACCUAAACCUCAACUGGAGAUGUGUAUAAAGGGUGACCAUUGAGGAAGUUAAGGAAGUGAAUCUCCUAGGUAUAACAGAUCGCAUGGAACUCCCUUCCAUCUUCAAUUACUCAAGCAAACAUUUAAACUUACCUUAAAAAAAAUAUUGAACAACAUCUCAUGGAACGGCGGGGACUGUGAGGGGACACACACACAAACAAACACGCACACACACACACUAAAGGUGUCAGCAUGCUUCAGUUCGGCUGGCGCCUAGCCGAACUUGGCGAGCCGAACCGAAUGCGCUAGAAAAAUGAUAAAUUAAGCGGCAAUAGUACUGUUUGUCCAUUUUGAAACGCUGUAGCUAGUAUUCACUUUCUCAAAAUAGUCCGAAUUAAUCUAAGAUAACUCAAGAAGACGUUCUUGCGGAGGAGAUCUUAGUCGCGCAAUUUGACAUCUAACUAAGCUGUUUGGUGUAGUACACUACAUUACCAAAAGUAUGUGGACACCUGCUCGUCGAACAUCUCAUUCCAAAAUCAUGGGCAUUAACAUGGAGUUGGUCCUCCCUUUGCUGCUAUAACAGCAUCCACUCUUCUGGGAAGGCUUUCCACUAGAUGUUGGAACAUUGCUGCGGGGACUUGCUUCCAUUCAGCCACGAGCAUUAGUGAGAUCGGGCACUGAUGUUGGGCGAUUAGGCCUGGCUCGCAGUCGGCGUUCCAAUUCAUCCUAAAGGUGUUCGAUGGGGUUGAGGUCAGGGCUCUGUGCAGGCCAGUUAAGUUCUUCCACACCGAUCUCGACAUACCAUUUCUGUAUGGACCUUGCUUUGUGCACGGGGGUAUUGUCAUGCUGAAACAGUAAAGGGCCUUCCCCAAACUGUUGCCACAAAGUUAGAAGCACAGAAUCGUCUAGAAUGUCAUUGUAUGCUGUAGCGUUAAGAUUUCUCUUCACUGGAACUAAGGGGCCUAGCCCGAAUCAUGAAAAACAGCCCCAGACCAUUAUCCCUCCUCCACCAAACUUAACAGUUGGCACUAUGCAUCCGGGCAGGUAGUGUUCUCUUGGCAUCCGCCAAACCCAGAUUCGUCCAUCAGACUGCCAGAUGGUGAAGCGAGAUUCAUUACUCCAGAGAAUGCGUUUCCACUGCUCCAGAGUCCAAUGGCGGCAAGCUUUACACCACUCCAGCCGACGCUUGGCAUUGCGCAUGGUGAUCUUAGGCUUGAGGCGGGCUGCUCGGUCAUGGAAACCCAUUUCAUGAAGCUCCAGAUUAACAGUUAUUGUGCUGAUGUUGCUUCCAGAGGCAAUUUGGAACUCGGUAGUGAGUGUUGCAAACGAGGACAGAUUUUUAUCCACUACGUGCUUCAGCACUCAGCGGUCCCGUUCUGUGAGCUUGUGUGGCCUACCUACCACUUUGCGGCUGAGCCGUUGUUGCUCCUGUUUCCACUUCACAAUAACAGCACUUACAGUUGACCGGGGCAGCUCUAGCAGGUCAGCAAUUUGACGAACUGACUUGUUGGAAAGGUGGCAUCCUAUGACGGUGACAUGUUGAAAGUCACUGAGCUCUUCAGGCCAUUCUACUGCCAAUGUUUGUCUAUGGAGAUUGCAUGGCAGUGUGCUUAAUUGUAUACACCUGUUCCGCAACGGGUGUGGCUGAAAUAGCCGAAUCCACUAAUUUGAAGGGGUGUCCACAUACUUUUGUAUAUAUUGUGUAUUUCUCAAUGAAAAAAAGUGCAUGAAGACGAGUCGUCUCCCGUUGAAUGACAACAAAGACUUUAUUGAAUAAUCCGUACUGUUGUCCAAUCACCGACGAAGGGCCAUAGAUUUUGGCUUAGUUCCAGAAAAGAUGUUGUGCACGAACAGCGGAAAAAACGUCACCGAAGCCCAAAACGAACAAAAACUUCACAAAACGUUGUCAUAAUAUAUGCACAAACUCUUCCGAACUGUUUAGGCUGGGAAGCAUGUGAAUGCCUGUACACACACAUAAUGUUUUGUUGUUGUAUUGUUUGUAUUAUUAUUUUUAUUAUUUUAUUUUUUAGAUAUCGUUGUAUUUUAAAUUUGUGUGACUGUCCUUGUCUAUCAGUGUUUUGUUACUUGUCAUGUUUUGUGUUUUUUUGUGGACCCAAGGAAGAAUAGCUGCUGCCUCUGCAGAAGCUAAUGGGCAUCCAAAUAAACAAACAGAGUUGACAGGAUACAGCGUUCCGAUAGAGAAACACACACACACUCUCAAGAGCCAUAGCCAUGAAUAUUUCCAUACAUACAGAAUAGCAGGACCUUUUCGUUUAUCUGUAUCUUUCUGUGUGUGUCCCAUCAGAGUUGGGCUGCUUCCUGACAUGAGCUGGGGUAGAGAAGUAUAUCAAAGUGUUGAGAAUAAAUCACGCUCUGACAAGGCAGGAGAGACAGAGGGAGACGGGGAGAAAGUGAGAGAGGGAGAUGUGAGUGGAUUCAUAUACAGUCCGGAGGUCAAAUGAAACAAACACUCAAAUCAGAGGAGAGCUAGAACGAAGGAGAGAAAAGGCAACCGGGGGUGGAUGAGGAUGUAUAAACUCAGCUGUGUGUGUGUGCCUGUGUGUGUGUGUGUGUGCUUGCAUGCGCGCAUGCGGGUGUGUAUUGCCCUGCUCACCUUCCCUCUCCUCUCUGAGUCAGGCCCUGUUGGAGACGCAGAGAGCGCUGCGUAACAAUGUUCCCAACUUCACCUUCAACCUGGGCUUCUCAGGGAAGUUUUUCCAUGCAGGUAAUUCGGCUCGGAGAACACAGCAUCACACUCAUACAGUACCUGCUUUGUGUACUGAAGCUUAUUACUGAUAGCAUCACAGUUUAUACUCCAGUACUCCUUGGAUUAUCACCAGAAAUCAUCGUUAACCUACCCUUGUCCAUUCCCUGCCAACCUCCUUUCUUUGCCCAUUUCGUUUUUCCUAUUCUCUCUGUGCUCCACUGUCCUCCUCCUGUCCUCUCCUUCUUCUACUAUUCCUAUUCUCCCUCCCCCCUCCUCCCUUCGUCUCCAGGGUCAGAUGAGGAGGACCUGGGGGAUGACCUGCUCCUCUCCUACGUCAAGGAGUUCUGGUGGUUCCCCCACAUGUGGAGCCACAUGCAGCCCCACCUUUUCCACAACCAGUCAGUGCUAGCUGAACAGAUGCUGCUCAACAAGAGGUUCGCUAUGGUGAGUCUGUCUGUCUGGAGGCUAGCAGUGGGAUGCUAGCAAUUAGCCCACCUCACUGUGUUGCUCCUAAUUAGAAAUGCUAACUUUAGCUUAACACAGCUAGCGCCACUGAUUUUUAUUGUUAUUCCUUCUUCUCCCUACCUACCUCAUAUUUCUCUCUCUCUCUCUCUCUCUCUCUCUCUCUCUCCUCUCUCUCUCUCUCGCGCUCUCUCUCUUGCGCUCUCUCUGUCCUCUCCUCUUCACACUCACCCCCCUCCAUCUCCCCCUCCCUCCCUCUCUCUCUAGGAGCACGGUAUCCCCACUAACAUGGGCUAUGCAGUAGCCCCCCACCACUCGGGUGUGUACCCAGUCCACCUCCAGCUGUACGAUGCCUGGAAGAAGGUGUGGGGCAUCAAGGUGACCAGCACGGAGGAGUACCCCCACCUCAAACCUGCCCGCUUCAGACGGGAUUCAUACACAGCGGUAUCAGCGUGAGUCACAGAACCCUUACCGACGGUUACACACUCUCUCUCUCUCUCUCUCUCUCUCGGCAUAUCUCCUCUCUCUAUCUCUCUCUCUCUCUCUCUCUCUCUCUUCCUCAUCUCUCUCAGAUAGGUCUACCUCUCUGACUGCCCUACUCCUACUCUCUGACAGUAAACUCUCAGACUCUCCUAGCAUUCUCUCCCACUCCAGUCCAGGUCAUAUGUGUCCUCUUUCCUUUCCUCUACCUCUUCUGUGUUUGCAGAAUUUCAUAUAGACUCAGAGUGAAUGAGGUUUGCUUUGCCCAAAUGAGAAUAAUAAUAUGAAGAUUAUUGAACACAAAAGUGGUGAUACAGCCUGAUAUGUUUUGCAUUGACUAGACCAGUGGGGCUGGCGUGUGUGUGUGCUUGUGUGUGUCAUUGUCUUAGAAGUGUGUGUAUGUUUGCAGGUCUUGCCCAGACAGACGUGUGGUCUGUUCACACACACCAUCUUCUAUAAGGAGUACCCAGGCGGUCCCAACGAGCUGGACAAACUCAUCAACGGGGGAGAGCUGUUCCUCACUGUCCUACUCAACCCAGUGAGUUAACACACACACGAACUCUCUUUCUCUCUCCAUACAUUCAAUCACUACUCACACAAUCAGAGUGAAUUUAAGUUAACCUGUCUGUCUUUCUCUCUCCCUUUUCCCUCAUCCAUCUCUCCUCCUCCUCCAGAUCAGUAUCUUCAUGACCCACCUGUCUAACUACGGUAACGACCGGCUGGGCCUUUACACCUUCAAGAGCCUGGUGGCCUUCCUGCAGACGUGGACCAAUCUGCGGCUACAGACCCUGCCUCCCAUCCAGCUUGCUCACAGAUACUAUACCCUCUUCCCUAACGAGAAAGACCCACUCUGGCAGGUCAGUCUGUGGGGGAGAGAGAGAGAGAGACUGGCUGGAACUGGAUGUGUGCAUUGACUAAUACUGGGAUGUUAAAGGGGUGUUCCACUCAAAAUACAACCUAACAUGAUAACUGUCUUAGGGAAUCAGCUACAUCCAAGGUAAGUAGGAAUAUCAUGUUAGGUUGUAUUUUGCAUGGAUCAUCCCUUGAUGAAUUUAUUCAGGUUAGUCUCAUUUAGAUAUAAUUUAUUUAACAAGAGUCCUGGUUGGACCCUUGUCCUGUACACCACAAUCUGUUGCCAAUAAUUGUUUGUGUGUUCAAAGGGCAUCUCCAUUGAUCGUUCCAAUAUGUAGCCAUAUGUCCUCAGGAUGUUGUAUGGAUGGAUUUGUUCAGGGUUCAUUCAGCAACUGGAUACAUUUUCUACAAUUUCUAAUGAUCUUCAUAAACCCUGGUCCUACAGGAUCCCUGCGAGGACAAAAGGCACAAGGACAUCUGGUCAAAGGAGAAAACAUGUGACCACUUCCCCAAGCUGCUUGUCAUUGGGCCUCAGAAAACAGGUGAGAGAGACGGAACCCCAGCACCCCCCAGUGGGCAUCACCAGCAAUGACUCUCAGUCCACAAUCUUACUUUGCUUUAUUUCACCUCGUUUCUGAUUCAUUUCCUUACAUUUACAAUAGUUAGAGUUGAGAGGUCUUUGGUCUGGUCUGUAGGAGGGAGGUUUCGAGACUUUGGGCUGAAGAGGAGGUGUCGUUCUUUCAGUGUUACACACUCUCAGUACAGAACAGACUAACAGGAACUGGCCUGUCACAGAUGACCGACUGACUCUCUCUCCUCCACAGAGAAAGCAGAAGGAAGUUUAUGAGGAACGCACACUCACAGACACUAAUGGGAAUGGGACACUAACAAGACAAUUUAUUAGAUUAUUAGUCGUUAUGGCUGCAGCAAGGUGCUUCAAAGUCAAUUUGUCAAUGCCUCAAAAUAGAUUCUCACUUCCCUUCCUCCCCUCCCUCCCUCCCCCUCCCUCCCUCCCUCCCACCCUCCCUCGCUCUCUCUCUCUCCCUCUCUCUCUCUCCCUCCCUCCCUCCUCUCCACAGGUUCUACAGCCCUCUAUCUGUUCCUGGGCAUGCACCCUGACCUGACCAGUAACUACCCCAACAAGGAGACCUUUGAGGAGAUCCAGUUCUUCAAUGGACACAACUACCACAGAGGCAUCGACUGGUACGACUGACACAGAGAAUGAGCUCUGGGCCCGUAUUCAUAAAGCGUGCUAAUCUAAGAUCAGGUCCCCACGGUCCAUGUAAUUGUAUUCAUUAUGAUCUAAAAGGCAAAACUGAUCCUAGCUCAGCACUCUUUAUGAAUAUGGGCCCUGUUCUGUUCUAGCUGCACAGACAGAAUUACAAUAAGCAGGAUUAUCGCAAAGUGAAUGACAAUUUAGAGGCGGUUGCACAGACCCAGACAAUGUCUAGAGACUUCCCAUUAAACAUGCUUUCUAGUCCAGGAGUUGGCUUAAUAUGUGUUUCUGUCAGUAUACUGUCAGUGUAUAAUUUAGUUAGUGUAUCUGUUUUCUCUUUUGGUGACCACACAGGUACAUGGAGUACUUCCCCUUGCCAUCCAACACCAGCUCAGACUACUACUUUGAGAAAAGUGCCAGCUACUUUGACUCAGAGGUGGCAGCGGAGCGGGCGGCCGCCCUCCUGCCCAAGGCCAAGAUCAUCACCAUCCUCAUCAACCCAGCCGACCGCGCUUACUCCUGGUACCAGGUUGGUUAUAACUCUUUAUAAUGUAUGAGACAUAACUAUUCCUCCUUAUUUACCAUGUAAUAUCCAAUCCUGUUACCAAGCCUUAGAACUGCUUAUAACUGUUAUAAUUGAUAGUAAUAUAUGAGUAGUUAGGCCUUGUUGCUCUUGUUAUUACUGUGUUAUAACCACUCUUGUUACGAGGUCAGUUAUACCUCAUCGGGCACCAUAUUACUGAGGACCAUAUUCACACAACACCAUUUCUUUCUCUGCUUCCCCUUAAAGCACCAGCGUGCCCAUGACGACCCAGUGGCUCUGAAGUACUCCUUCCAUGAUGUCAUCACGGCUACCCAUGAUUCCCCGGUAAACCUACGUGUGCUCCAGAACCGCUGUCUGGUGCCAGGCUGGUAUGCCAUCCACAUGGAGCGCUGGCUCAACCACUACCACUCCAGCCAGGUCCUGGUUCUGGACGGGCAGCAGCUGAAGACUGAGCCGGCCUCAGUCAUGGACAGGAUCCAGAAGUUUCUGGGCCUGGUCAACAUCGUCAACUACCACAAUAUCCUAGCGUGAGGUUUCAAGUUCUCUCCAGCAACACAUAGCAGCUACCUAACCAUUCAUAAAAAUCAUUCAGUAACUGAUUCCAAGAGACCCAGCUGUACAUUUAGGUACGUUUACAAAAUGUUCUGAUUUUCUUCAGGUUUGACCCCAAGAAAGGUUUCUGGUGUCAGCUACUGGUGGGAGGGAAGACCAAGUGUCUGGGGAAGAGCAAGGGGCGUAGGUACCCUGACAUGGACCCAGAG
Molecule: messenger RNA, 9305 nt
Organism: Coregonus sp. 'balchen'
Lineage: Eukaryota; Metazoa; Chordata; Actinopteri; Salmoniformes; Salmonidae
Source: the annotation of a GenBank genome assembly